GACAGUUACAGUUGCUCGCAACCACACGUUCCCCCACAGAGAAGGCGUUUACCAGGUCCAACUGGCUCGCUAGCGGUCCGUGCGUACAAUCAACGUACAUGAUGUUUACUUUCCUGCACUGAACCACCAACUUGCCACUUCACUCUCACUCUCCACCUCCCUACCGCCAGACGUACUCACUAUCGCUGCUGCACCCUCCCUCCACCCGCCAUGGCCACCGCCAGAGACCAUCUCCGUCGCGCAUUUGAGGAGACAACGGCCGCCGGGGUCAGUCCAUCGCUCGCCGCCGCCAUGAUCUGCUCGAAACUAUUGUACUUCGCUCACGGAUCUGAUCUUGACCACAUACUCAUUGCAAGGCCAGCGAGUACGCACACGCCAGCUGGCCAUGGUGGGUCCCAAAUGGGGAGCUCUCCUGUCGCGGACAAUGGAGCGCCACUUCCCGCUCUUUCCGCUCUUCCCAAUGAUACAGACAAGUCACCAGAGAGCCCAGGCUCGCCGACGGCAAUAAUUGCAGAGAGACGAAGCACGGUAGCGCUGGCCAGGCGUUCGCCUCUUAUGCGCACCCGUCCGCCCCCUGCUCGUUUAACGGGGUCGAGUGACCAGGGACCGCACUGGACGACCACGUUGGAUCUUCUCGGCGACGAACCCGUAGAACACAUGGAAGAGCGUUAA
Molecule: messenger RNA, 672 nt
Organism: Aaosphaeria arxii CBS 175.79
Lineage: Eukaryota; Fungi; Ascomycota; Dothideomycetes; Pleosporales
Exons: 4
Coding region: 211-672 (153 amino acids)
Source: RefSeq, a predicted model, not a curated record